GCCAGUGCUGAGGGGGCGCGGCGCGGAGGGGCGCGGAGCCGGCUGGCUCAGGGGCCCAGAGUGCGCGGCGGCCGAGAGCCUGCCGGCCCCUGACAGCCCCCUCCCCCCGGUGGAAGACCAGGACGAGGACUACGAGGGCGCAAGUCAUGGCGGAGCAGCGAAGCCAGCGAGGGCCCUGAGCAUCGCCGCAUGGAGCGGGACGAACGGCCACCUAGCGGAGGGGGAAGCGGCGGGGGCUCGGCGGGGUUUCUGGAGCCGCCCGCCGCGCUCCCUCCGCCGCCGCGCAACGGUUUUUGUCAGGAUGAAUUGGCAGAGCUUGAUCCAGGCACUAAUGGGGAGACUGACAGUUUAACACUCAGCCAAGGCCAUAUACCAGUUUCUGUUCCAGAUGACCGAGCUGAACAACGAACAUGUCUGAUCUGUGGGGACCGCGCUACAGGCUUGCACUAUGGCAUCAUCUCCUGCGAGGGCUGCAAGGGCUUCUUCAAGAGAAGCAUUUGCAACAAACGAGUGUAUCGAUGCAGUCGCGACAAGAACUGUGUCAUGUCCCGGAAGCAGAGAAACAGAUGCCAGUACUGCCGCCUGCUCAAGUGUCUCCAGAUGGGCAUGAACAGGAAGGCUAUUAGAGAAGAUGGCAUGCCCGGAGGCCGGAACAAGAGCAUUGGCCCAGUCCAGAUAUCAGAAGAAGAAAUUGAAAGAAUCAUGUCUGGCCAGGAGUUUGAGGAAGAAGCCAACCACUGGAGCAACCAUGGUGAUAGUGACCACAGUUCCCCUGGAAACAGGGCUUCAGAGAGCAACCAGCCCUCACCAGGCUCCACACUGUCAUCCAGAUCCGUGGAACUAAAUGGAUUCGUGACGUUCAGGGAUCAGUACAUGGGGAUGUCGGUGCCUCCACAUUAUCAAUACAUACCACACCUUUUUAGCUAUUCUGGCCACUCACCACUUUUGCCCCCACAAGCUCGAAGCCUGGACCCUCAGUCCUACAGUCUGAUUCACCAGCUGAUGUCAGCCGAAGAUCUGGAGCCGCUGGGCACACCUAUGUUAAUUGAAGAUGGGUAUGCUGUGACCCAGGCAGAACUGUUUGCUCUGCUUUGCCGCCUGGCGGACGAGCUGCUCUUCAGGCAGAUCGCCUGGAUCAAGAAGCUGCCCUUCUUCUGCGAGCUCUCCAUCAAGGAUUACACGUGCCUCUUGAGCUCCACGUGGCAGGAGUUAAUCCUGCUCUCGUCCCUCACGGUUUACAGCAAGCAGAUCUUUGGGGAGCUGGCUGAUGUCACUGCCAAGUACUCACCCUCUGAUGAAGAACUACACAGAUUUAGUGAUGAAGGGAUGGAGGUGAUUGAGCGACUCAUCUACCUAUACCACAAGUUCCAUCAGCUGAAGGUCAGCAACGAGGAGUAUGCGUGCAUGAAAGCCAUUAACUUCCUGAAUCAAGAUAUCAGGGGUCUGACCAGUGCCUCGCAGCUGGAACAACUGAACAAGCGGUAUUGGUACAUUUGUCAGGAUUUCACUGAAUAUAAGUAUACACAUCAGCCAAACCGCUUUCCUGAUCUGAUGAUGUGCUUGCCAGAGAUCCGCUACAUCGCAGGCAAGAUGGUGAAUGUGCCCCUGGAGCAGCUGCCCCUCCUCUUUAAGGUGGUGCUGCACUCCUGCAAGACAAGCACGGUGAAGGAGUGACGUGUGCCCGCCCCUCCUCGGCCGCUCAGCGCCCUGGAGAGGCAGCACAGGCUCCAGAGGAAAGAGCCAGAGACCAAGAUGGAGACUGUGGAGCAGCUGCCUCCAUCCGAGAAGAGUUUGUUUGUUUGUCUGUUUUAACCUCAGUUUUCUAUAUAUUUAUUUCACGACAGAGUUGAAUGUAUGGCCUUCAACAUGAUGCACAUGCUUUUGUGUGAAUGCAGCAGAUGCAUUUCCAUGCAGUUUACAGAAUGUGAAGAUGUUUAAUGUUACCGUGUUGUCAUUGUUUAGAGAUAGGUUGUUUUGUAUUUUGAGGGAGAGGGUAGGAUGGACUAGAUGAGUAUUUCCAUAACCUUGACAAAGACAACUACCUCAAUGGAAACAGGUGUAUGACCAUCCCUACCUUUUCCACAUUUUCUCUGCAGAUACACACUUGUCUGUAGAGAGCAAACUGCCUUUUAUAGCCACAGACUUGUAAGUAAGAGAACACCAAAGGAGCUAAGCGGUACAGGGAGAUUCAGUAAUGGUGGGGGG
Molecule: messenger RNA, 2205 nt
Organism: Apodemus sylvaticus (European woodmouse)
Lineage: Eukaryota; Metazoa; Chordata; Mammalia; Rodentia; Muridae
Gene: Nr6a1
Product: nuclear receptor subfamily 6 group A member 1
Exons: 11
Coding region: 190-1674 (494 amino acids)
Biological process (GO): regulation of DNA-templated transcription
Molecular function (GO): zinc ion binding; sequence-specific DNA binding; DNA-binding transcription factor activity
Source: RefSeq, a predicted model, not a curated record